Molecule: messenger RNA, 3705 nt
Organism: Dracunculus medinensis (Guinea worm)
Lineage: Eukaryota; Metazoa; Nematoda; Chromadorea; Rhabditida; Dracunculidae
Source: the annotation of a GenBank genome assembly
CAUUUUAUUUUAAAGAUUACUUAUGGUGUUUUGGCAUUUCAGUUAUUGGAUGAUCUCGUCCUUAUCGAUGACCAACCAUCGGUUGAAGCACAGUCUCUACCGCUGCAGUGUCGCGUUAGCUUUGAUACCAAUUUUGAAGAUCGUAAUGCCUAUGUUACGGGAAUGUCGAAAUACAUCGAAGAAGCAACACGACAUGCCGAAUUUAAUACGCUGCUAAGAGAAGGUUUCAAACAUGCUGCUCAUUUAUAUACAUGGAGAUGUUGUUCACGUGCUGUUCCUAUGGCAAAAUCAAAUGAUCAGCCGAAUCGCGUGGAAAUAAAUGAGAAAGUUGUUGAAGUAUUAAAUCCUGAAGUGGAAAAACUUCAUCAGUUCAUGCAUUUUACCAAUAGAGCUAUUAGUCGUUUCUGUGAUGAAGUGAAACGGCUUUGUCAUCCUGAAAAACGCAAAGAUUUUGUCUCAGAAGCAUAUUUGUUGACUCUUGGAAAGACACUGAACAUGUUCGCUGUUUUAGAUGAACUAAAAAAUAUGAAGGCAUCAAUAAAAAAUGACUUUUCUACGUUCCGACGGUCUGCCCAGUUUUUGCAAGUAAUGUCUGAUACGAGAAUGAUACAAGAAAUGCAAAAUCUUAGUAUGUUCCUGGCAACGCAGAAUAAAAUAAAAGAUGCUUUAAAAUCUGAAUUACAGCUGAUCGCUGGUUAUGAGGAGUUAUUGGCGGACGUCGUAAAUAUAUGUGUUCUUCUUUUUGAAAAUCAUAUGUAUAUUACUCCAUCUGAGCGUCAUAUGUUUGUUAAAGUUAUUGCAUUCGCACUUUUCUUAAUGGAUGGUGAUGUUCCUAAUGUUGCUAAACUUGAUCAACGCAAACGAAUCAAUAUUUCCAAACUUGAUAAAAUUUUCCAGUCACUAGAAGUGGUACCAUUAUUUGGUGAUAUGCAAAUUCAGCCCUUCUCUUUUGUAAAGCGUUCGCCAUUUUUUGAUUCCUCAAAAUGGCCAUAUUCUUCUGUUGAAGGCGAUAGGUGUCAUGUGAAUAUAGCGGAAAAAGUUAAUACUAUAAGAGACCAUCACAUUGAAUAUGUUACUCAUCUUUCUCGUCUAAAUAAUGAGAUUGCUGUCUGUGAUAAAGAUGGACCUCGUUCAGAUGCUGAGAACAGAGAAAUUACGCAACUGUUGUUAAGUGGAAUACAAUUAUUAUGUGGUUGGACUAGUGAUGUUGUCGAGACAGUAUCUUGGAAACUUCUGCAUCCCACUGAUCACCGGUCAAAUCCAGAAUGUCCUGAAAAUGCUGAAGAAUACGAACGAGCUACAAAAUAUAAUUAUUCGUCUAAUGAAAAAGCUGCUUUGAUUGAAACAAUAUCCAUGAUCAAAAGUGUCCAGUCGAUGUUGGGAAGAAUGGAGUCUACUUUGAAUAUGGCUGUUCGAAGGCAUAUUUAUGCUGAGUUGCAAGAUUUCGUUCAGCUUACUCUUAAAGAACCUCUUCAUAAAGCUUUGAAGAAUAAAAGGGAUCUAUUAUCGAGCAUAAUUCAGUCAGUUUGUGAUACUUGUGUUGAUAACCGUAUGGGUCAAAAACAGCGACAAUCUACAGUGGGUUCUUUUAGUGAUAUACGGCAGGCGCGACGUUCCAUCGCCCCAAGUACCACGCAGCUCUAUAUGGCGCGAACGAUGACGGAGUCCUUGAUUUCUGAACGAAGCGGUAGUCGCCGAGUUUUGAAAAAGGAUAUUGAAGCAAAAUAUGUUGAUAGAAUCGCAAAUUUUCUUCGAAUGAGCUAUCAUUGGCCUUAUUUAUUGUCCCUUUCUGAAACAUUAAGUGAAUGUUGUGAGCUUUCCCAGCUGUGGUUUCGCGAAUUUUACUUGGAAAUGACUAUGGGUAGAAGAAUUCAAUUCCCUAUUGAUAUGUCAAUGCCAUGGAUUCUUACAGAUUAUAUUUUGACCAGUCAAGAUCCUAAACUUAUCGAGUGUAUACUUUAUCAACUUGAUUUAUAUAAUGAUGCGGCUGAUUAUUCACUAUACAAAUUCCGUAAGCAAUUCCUAUAUGACGAGGUUGAAGCCGAAGUAAAUCUUUGUUUCGAUCAGUUCGUUUUCAAACUUAGUGAAUCAGUCUUCACGCAUUAUAAACAAAUCGCAUCUUGUAUGCUACUGGAUAAGCGUUUUAAAGGAGAUUGUCAUGCACUAGGAAUAUCCAUUCGAGUUCCUCCAUAUGCUCGAUAUGAAAGCUUGUUAAGGCAGCGACACGUCCAGCUUCUUGGCCGUUCAAUUGACCUUAAUCGUUUGAUAAGUCAGCGUAUAAAUAUAGCCAUUCUUCGAGCUAUUGAUAUUGCUAUAUCAAAAUUUGAAUCUGAAGAAUUGUCAUCGAUUGUGGAAUUAGAUGGUUUAAUUGAAGCAAAUCGUCUUUGUCAUAGAUUGCUCAGAGAUCAGCUUGGAUCCAUUUCCGAAUUUUCAGAUCUUUUCCUCGAAGCAAAUCAUAAUGUAUCUGUGCCAUAUGGCAGAAUAACGCUUCAUGUGUUUUGGGAGCUAAACUGUGAUCUCAUUUCGAGUUAUUGCUAUAAUGGCUCUACUCAAAGAUUCGUAAAAUCAAAAUAUACUGUGCGCAAGCCUCCACAGCGAGAUCGACCUCCUUCUGCCUCUAUGCAAUAUUUUUGGGGUUCUAAGUCACUUAAUGCUGCUUUUAACAAUAUUUACUCCUUAUAUAAUGGCUUCACUGGCAUGCCUCAUCUCAAAGCAAUGGCGAGAUUGUUGGGUUACCGAGGAAUAGCUGUCGUUCUCGAGGAAUUGAUUAAAAUGGCUCGGAAUUUGAUUAAUGGUUCAUUACGCAGUCAUAUUCGUUCAAUUUUUAAUUUAAUGCCAAAAAUUUGCAAACUUCCUCGUUUUGACUAUGGUUCACCUGCUGUUCUGGAAUAUUACAUUGCUCAUUUGGCUAAUGUAGGUCGUUAUCCUGAAUUAAAAAAGGAGCUUUGCGAGGUGUUGCGAGAACUGGGAAAUAUAAUUAUAUUUUGUUUGCAACUUGAGCUUGCUCUAACGCAGGAAGAAGUUUUAGAUUUGCUAACAGCUGCACCUUUUACAAACGUCAUUCCACGUCCACCGGAAUUGAAAAUGAAAAAAUUGGAGCAAAAGUAUGCUCAUAUAUAUGUAAUAUAUAAACGAAUUUUAUCGCAGCAAACUGCAAUUUCUCGUGAAGCUGAAUUAUUGACGAAGGAGCGCCUAUGUUGUGGGCUCAGUAUUUUUGAAAUGAUUUUGUCCAAGUUAAAAGAAAUCCUAAAUGCUGAUACUGUAUGGAGCGGUGGUUUUCCGACUAAUGGGGUGAUGUGGUUGGAUGAAUGUGUUGAAUUUCAUCGUGCAUGGUCAGCAUUACAAUUUUUCUUCUGUCAGCCAUCUUCUAUUGCUAUUUAUGGUGAUGGUCCUCACUGGGCUGGCUGUACAUUAAUAAUGUUGCUAGAACAAAAUCGUCGUUUUGAAGUACUAGAUUUUUGUUAUCAUUUGUUAAGGGUGCACAGAGCAGAUGGCAAAGACGAUACUAUCCAUGGAAUAGUAUUAAGUCGUAUGGUGGAACGAAUUCGUAGAUUCCAGCUGUUGAACAACCAAAUAUUUGGAACAUUAUUGAAUUAUACACAAUCAGUAAAUGACAGUGGCGAAGAAUUUUUCGACGAAAAAAUUCGUGAAUUCGCACCUCCUAUGCAUCAUUCUAUUGCUCGAGAUUUUCCCGUCAGCGAAUAA